Molecule: messenger RNA, 405 nt
Organism: Humulus lupulus (European hop)
Lineage: Eukaryota; Viridiplantae; Streptophyta; Magnoliopsida; Rosales; Cannabaceae
Exons: 3
Coding region: 1-405 (134 amino acids)
Source: RefSeq, a predicted model, not a curated record
AUGUAUGCUCAUGUUGCCAAAUUCAAUACUUUCAAACUAAUGCUUGCUCUUGCAGCUAUUUAUAAUUGGAUUGUACAUAUAAUUGAUAUUAACAAUGCCUUCCUUCACGACGACAUUGAGGAGACCAUUUACAUGAAGUUACCAAAAGGUUAUACUCCAAAAGGAGUUCUACCACCUCAGGCAGUUUGUUAUUUAGGUUCCAAGACUGCUACUACUCCUAUGGAGCCUAAUGUCAAACUCAGUAAAGACAAUGGUCAACCUGUCGAAGAACCUACUGCCUACAGGAGCCUCAUUGGCAAGAUGAUUUAUCUCACCAUCACUCGGUCCGAUAUCAACUAUGAUAUGCAGACUGGGGCAGCUAUGUUGACACAAGGAGAUCAAUCUCCGGAUAUUGUGUAUUCUUAG